Molecule: messenger RNA, 2268 nt
Organism: Leptosia nina
Lineage: Eukaryota; Metazoa; Arthropoda; Insecta; Lepidoptera; Pieridae
Source: the annotation of a GenBank genome assembly
AUGAGCUUAUUUGUUGAUUUACGUCAAAUCAAGUCGUCGGUAACGAGCCUUUCGGAAAUGGUCGAUAAGAUAUCGAGCUCGGUAUCCAAAGACAUGGGGCGAAAGCAAAGCGUCGAUUCCGCAUUAUUCGGUAAUAUUUACAAGCCGGCAACACUGGGCCUCGGAGUACGAUUCUCCCAGAGCCAAGAAGACAUUCUAGAGAACAUGCCGUCUUCUCGAUUGCGAAGUCAUAUGUCACUGCCCAAUUUAGGAAAAUCGGAAAACGAUAAAUCACGCUACGAUAAGCGAUCUAAAAUAGUUGAAAUCGAUAAUGUUAAGAGUCAAGAUUCAGAAAGACAAGUAAUGCCCGUGUCCACUGAGAAUUUGAAUACCCUCAUAAUUGCUUCAUUAAACAAACGACCGCAUUUUGACGACAGCGGUGAUACUCACCCUAUGGACUUUUUGGAAAACGUCAAAUAUUAUAUAUCGGAGUUAAACAUGCCUGAAGAGAAGCAGCUGCCGUUUAUAACGUCUUGCCUGAGCGGCUUACCUCUUAUGUGGAUACGUUGCUUCAGAACUGACUUCAAAGAUACUAAUGCAUUUUACUCCGCCUUCGAACGAGAAUUUUGGGGUCCCGAAAGACAAAAGACUGUGCUUUACGAUAUGAAGUUGGGGAAAUACGAUGAAAACGAUACUAUGAGCAUGUCCGAGUACUUUUUGUGUAAAGUCUCGAAUUACAAGCAUUUGAGUCCACCGCCUUCAGACCUGGAAAUUAUUUAUUCAUUAGCUGCUCAUUUUCCUUCAGCUGUUGAGCUAGAAAUGCGUUUGACUCCAAAGCCGACGCUACGAGAGGCAUACAGCUUACUUCGACGUAGAGAAGGCGAAGGGAACGAUUUUCUUCCAAACUAUCUAUUUGAAAUGUGCGAAGCCUUUCAACGAGGUCUUCGUCCACAGUCUGCUAGGAAGAACGAUAUGUCGCAAACAGCCUUGCACGACAACGUUGGUAAUUGGACUGAGAGCGACUGCUGGGAAGCUAAACAGAAUGGAAGCCUGUGGUCGGAACAGGUCCGUGUUUGCAGACGACAACCUACCGCGAUGCCGCACGUAGCAGCAGCUGCAAGACUGGCGCGUUCAGCUUGUCUAGCAGCGCAUUCGGGAGAGCGCUGGAACUGCUCCUCUAUAGAACUAGCUCCGAAGUAUUCACCAGAUUUACUUACAGGUACAAGGGAGCAAGCCUACGUAUACGCUAUGUCAGCGGCAGCGUUGUCUUGGAGCGUGGCGCGAGCGUGCGCAUCCGGUGCGCUCGCUGCGUGCUCCUGCGCAGCACCACCCCGGGCACCACCGCGUCCACCGCGUCAGGCUGCACCUCCUGAACCCCACGCGCGUUUCAAAUGGGGAGGAUGCGGUGAUAACUUCCAGUGGGCCGAAAGAUUUGCAAGACAAUUCUUGGACGCACAUGAAAUUGACAUCCGGGACGGAAACGUCGACGAAUUGGAACCAGACCCGACGACAACAGAAGUAACAACGACCACAAUAGAAGCAACACCGCCGCCAGUCGUUAUCUUGGUGGACGACCAGCCUGCUCAACCAAAUCUUACGACAGCGACACCGAAGAGGAAAGGCAGGCGAGGUCGUAAACGUUUGCCGAGAUCGCCAAGAAGGGGCAGACCCACACGGAAACGCUUCAGAGAACGGUACGAAUACGACGACAGAGGCUUCAAACAUCGCAACAUAGAAUAUCGUAUGGCUGCAGACGACCCUCGCUUCGACCCUCAAGUGGAUUUGCAAACUCGGCUCGAACGCUUGCGGCCGCUUAUAGCUUCUGCAAAUUUGAUGAACAACCGAUUCGGCCGGAAAGCUGUAUCGAAUAGUAUGCGAACGAAGUGCACUUGCCACGGUGUGUCAGGCUCGUGUUCGGUUCGAACGUGCUGGCGAUCUCUAGCACCGAUACACCGCGCGGCCGCAGAACUUGCUCGGGAGGCAGCACGCGCGGGGCCUUUGCGGGCCAGACGACGAGCUGCCCGGGCCAAGCCCAGACUGAGAUACGUCACACCGAGCCCAGAUUACUGCGAGCCAGAUACUGCUGCUGGCUCACUGGGGACACACGGACGGAAGUGUAACGUAAGCCUCGGUAGUGCUUCGGGCGGCUGCGGCAGACUUUGCUGUGGUCGUGGUCGUCGCGCGUUGCGUCACAAUAGACUAGAGCGCUGCCACUGCCGAUACCACUGGUGUUGUCGAGUCGACUGCCAACUGUGUCGGGUCACGAGCGAAGAGCACUAUUGUAACUGA